CGCAACGGAACCGACUCGGCAGAAGCCCAUCUGGUGUGUCUUUUGAUGUCUAAGGAAGCUCGUUUUCUUCUCCCCUAUUUUUUCUUCUGUUGACCUCACGCCUCCAGUCGCGCUUAAGUGCCUGCCGUAAGCACACGGUUUCCUGUGACAUGGCUUCGGCGAAAAAAGUCACCUCGUCGCCCGCCUGCUUUUGCCUGCGAGCGUACAGACACUCCAGCGAGACUGUUCGGACUGCCUGUUUCAACGCGAUGCGUGCUUCCCCAGAUGCAUGGCUUUUCUGUUUCGGGCCUCUUCUCCAGAUGAAGCUCGUCAAUUUCUCUCUUCGUCUAGGAGGACUGCGAGAAGCCGGAACUAGCGACCUCCAGCUCCUCUCACCGUCUCACUAUCGUCGGUAACCGCUCUUCCACUUUCGCCUGAAAGCCGUUCAACGUUGGCCUGUCCUCACAACCUCUCUGACAGAAGCAUGGGAUGCAGCGGAGGCUCCACGCAUGCGAAUUUCGGUCGACAGCUGAUCGCUCUGUCGCCUGCGCGCCCUUCGUCGUGGAUGCUAGUGAACAGAAAUGCUUUGCUUCACACGAACGAGAAAUCCGUUCAGAGGAGACGACCCGCUUGGUUGCUGCAGGGAGGCUCUCGCUACCGGGAAGGUGCAUCGCCACGGCGAGCCUCUCGGGUGUACGUACACCCUGCGUGUUCCUCUCUGCGGUGACGCCCUCUCUAGCUGACGUUUCCGUUGUGUAUUACGUUCUCUGUCCAGAGCUUCAUAACGUGCGGUUCCUCAACUUGGGUCAAGUUGUGUGUUUCGGUGUCUUUUUUCCGUCGAGAAAGUCCGUUUUCUCUCCACUACGCCUGUGUCUCUCUCCUCGUGUCUCGUCUGCUUGUCUGGUUUCACUGCUUACUCUGUCCUCACCUUCCUUUCUUUGCAGUUCCACUUUUCCUGUUCCUUCCCUGUUUCGCCGUGCCUCUCGUCUCGCUUCUUCCUCGGCUGGAACCGGAGCGUUUCUUUCUUCAGGCGCCCUCACAGUUUGAAGACUCCUGGACUUCCUCCUUCCACUUGGCCUCUUCUUCUGUUUCCUUCGUUGCUAUCUCCACGGGGCCCCAUCUUUGCUUCUCCGGUAUAGUCUCACUGUCUCGCGGUUUUCUCUCUCUCCCUCUCCGUCCCUCCCAUUCCCCCCUGCCCCGGCUCCUUUUGCCGAGCGUCUGUUGGCAGCAGUUCCUCUUCAGAAUCUCCUUUAUGGAGAUCUGCUCACCUCGCCCGUUCCAUCCCCGCCUUCCGUUCUCUGCCAUCUUCAACCGCGAUGGAGACGCGCGAAGGCGGGGACUGGGGCUCGCUGCCUCCUGCUGGCCUGGAGACGGAACGAGCGAGACAGGAGAGGGAAGAAGAGAAGAAGCGGAUUCUGGAGGAGAUCCUCCAGCAAGACUUGUCUGACGAUGAGGAGUUCGACCGGCUUAUACUCGGCAACUCGCGGUCCCAUGCAGAUCGAGAUGGCAACGGUCGCCAGAGCAGUGGAGGGCUGGCGACGGCUUCCUCGCAAGCCGGUGCUGGGGAGUCAGCGGCACUGGCAAACUUCGCCGACAAAGAGUGGGCAGAAGGCGGAGGAGGAGGGCAGAGGCAAGGGACGGCGACGCACUGUUCUGAGGUGUCUGUACACCCCACACAGCCUUCCAGCCCUGCGCAGGCACUGGGCUUGUCCGGCCGCGUUGACGCAGAGGCGCGAGCUCCGGAAGAGCCGAUUUCCAUGUCUCAUUCCUCUCCGGGUGUCGCAGGGUGUCAGAAGGAGAAGGAAGCGACAGGCGGAGAGAGCGACGUCUCGGCUGGAAGGUUGGCGAGGACGACAAGAACUGUCGAGGAAAUCUUGAAUGCCAUCGAGGAGGAAGAAGAGGAAGACUGGCUCAGGACUCUUCUUCCGCGGUCCUCGCAUGCAGAGACUUCGUGUAACGCCUUGGCUGGAGGUGCCUUCUCCCCUUCAGAUAGAGAGACGCUUCUACCUGCAAGAGGCCGCGAAAGGAGAGAAGAUGACAGAGACCCAGGAAGAAGGCCGUUUUCGCAGCUUCCGGUCCAGGUUCCGCGCCCCGAUUUCUCGCACCCACAGUGUGCAAGUCGUACUUCGCAAGCGCCCGGCGAAGCACCUUUGGUGGGCGACGCGUACUCUUUGAGGAAGGAGAACGUGGAAGCUCGCUAUCAGGCUGCAAGGCUCCGGAAGAAAGCAGUUUCGUCGUUCUCCUCGCUCUCACCCUCUGACAGGGCCUCGAAAACGCGUCGGUCCUCGACGAAGACAGAGACAUCAGAUUCGUCUUCUUCUCUUUCGCGUACCUCCGGCUCUCGCUCUUGGUCGAGGUCCUCCUCACAACUGUCAGACAGCGAGGCGUCUUCGCCGUCGGAUGAGCCUCUGAGGCUGGCUUCUGCGCGUCGAAGAAGAAAAGGGCAAGCGCGACGCACAGGAGGUCUGCUUCCUUCCAUCAGGUCCCGAUUUCUUCCUUCUUCUCGCGUCGCGUCUCUUCGCCUCCUCACAGACGCGCCCCUCCAGUGGACCUGCCGGGAGCAUGCAGUCACCUGGGGUGGGCAAGCGGCGCUCGCGGCGGCUCUCGCCCUGGCCAAGGAAGGCGACGGAGACAAAGGAAAAGACGAGAAAAAGAGGAAGAAAGGAAUCUUUUUCGGGCGACGAGAGGGGGACGCUGACUUCGAUUCGUGGCCAAGAAGGCCGAGGCGAGGCCAGGGAAGACGUGAAGCAAAAGAUCGCAGAAGAACAAUCAUUCCAGAGCCUCUCGAACAAGCGGCCGUCGACCGGCUCCUCCCAGCGGCGCUAGCCUCUGACGACAGGCCCCAGCUCGAGCGCGGGAGAGAUACAUGGGGCAAAGAAACUGGAACGCAUGAAACUCUGGAAAGUCCUCUCACGAGGCAAACUGAAGAAAACCGAGCUGCUGAGGAAGUACACACCGUCCAGGCUCCAAGACACACCGCCAUGGGGCCUUUCGAUGCCGUCGCCCAAGGCUUCGCUUCGCUUCAGUCUCUGGUGGCGUCUGUGGGUCUUCCCACAUGCUUCGACAGUUCACAGAGUCUGUUGGCGAUCGGGACUUCUCGGGGCUUUGCGCUUCUCGUCGACGUGCAUGCGUUGCCAGUGGCCCCUGACCCAGAUUCGCGGCAGAGCUUCUUCGCCUCGUUCUUCUCUUCUCCCGAGGCCUUUCCGCUCUUCCUUCCGCCGCCUGCACAGCCGCCGCGUGCGUCUCCUUCCGCUUCUUCCUCCGCUUCGAGUGGCAGUCUUGCCCCUGCGUCUUUCCUCUCGUUAAGUCUCGGAGAGAUUUCGGCGACGGGCGCACCUGAAGAAGAAAAACUGGGGGCUGUAUCCUCGAUCUCCCUCGCAGACUCCCUCCGCUUUCUCCUCGUCGGCUACAAAAGCGGCGCGGUCGCGCUGUACGAGAUCCACCCCACGAAGGCGCAGCGCCAGCAGGUACCGCCCGGGUGUACGUACACCCCAGCGAACCCGAGAGAGGGAGGGGACGCAGAGGCCCUCCUGGCAGCGAAGGCCGAGCAGAGUGUGCCUUUGCUGCGCGGGUACCAGGCGUCGCUGCUGGCGUUGUCGAAGGAGGGCGGCAGUGUCUCCUUGACGUCUUCUGCAGAGUCGGAGCAGGCAAGAGGCAGCGAAGCCUGCAGCAGAGGCCACAGGGGACCCCAGGCGUCGAGCAACGCAUGCGCGGACACGAAGAAGGAGAACAAGAGCAGCAGCGUCUGCUGUCUCCGUUUCAUCUCGCUCGGGGGUCGUGGAGAGCCAGGCGGGCGCGGAGCGUCGAGUCAAGGCGGGGCCUCGGGCUCCAGUCCCGCGGCGUCAUACGGCGCAAGCGUGUGGCCAGUGCCAUCCCUGGGGCGCUCGAGUGUGCUGCCCUCGGGGGCGCUCGCGGUCGCACUCGCCGCGGACGAGCGUGGAGACUUGUUUGUGCUUUCCUUCCAGAAGGCUUUUCUGUCGGUUGCAUGCGACCGACGCUUCGUCACCCCGGGGAUCCAGACUCUCGGCGCGAUCCUCGACAUUCGCGUCUUGCCUCCGCCUCCCGCGCCGGCCGCCUCGGCCUGGGGCAUUCCUGGGCCCUCUGCGCCCGCCUCCAGGGGCUCCGCCCUCGAGCGGGGCCUCCGUGCGCUCCCCCUGUUAGGACGCGGGGUUCCGGGGGACGAGCAGGCCUCCGCCAGGCCGAACUGGGGGGAAGAAACGGCCUCGGCGCCCGAGGCGGCCUCUCGCCUUGCCCAUCCUGCGGACGAAGCUCAAGUCGUCGCGGUUGCAUGCAGCAACGCGGUUUUGCUUCUCGCGUUGCUACCUCAGCCUUCCCUCGUUUUCCGCCUCGACCUGCUCUCCGGGUCUCUGCGAGUCGCGCUCCCGGGGUCGGGCUCCAAAGCACCCGCCGAGGGUGUGAGCAGCGCUGCGCCACACGAAGAGCCACCGCCGUACGGUCGCCAGGCGCCGCGCCAGGCGGAGCCCAGAAGCUUGUGCUCUUCUUCCUUCUCCUCGGUCGAGUCUGGGGCCUUCCAGGUGUUGGAGGGCGAGGCCCGGCGAGAGGCGCGGCUCGGCAGAACUCGAGACGAACGCAAGAGUGAAGAAGACGCGAGCCCAGGCGCGAAGCAGUUGCAGCAGACUGCGCUUCCAGACCUGCCGUGCAUCGCUUGGCUUCGAGCGGCAGUUCACCGGAAGCGCUUCUUCGACGACCCUGUUGUCGCCGUCGGGCUCUCCAAUGAGGUCCGACUCUUCGCCGUUCGCACCCCACGCGGCCCGCGUCUGGGAGCAGGCGGAGCCGCAGAACAGCCCGCAGAGGGGAACAAGGCCCUCUUUGUCGAGCCUGGAAGCCGAAUCUUCUCCUUCGAACACCGCAUCCAGAGUCUCCAGGGGAUCGGGGACUCCAUCCUCUGCAUCAUGAACUCCGUAAACGUGCUCGGCUUCUUCCAACUGGUACAGAGGCCGUCGCCUACCAUUUCUUCAUCUUCUUCCUCCACUUUUUCGUUUGUCGAGUUGAUGCUUCUGCAGCAAGUGGAUGUGUCUCUGGCCAAUCCGGUGUACUACCGUUUCACAGACGUGAGCCUCAUUAGUCAGUUGGUGCGUCAGCAGCGCGAGAAACAGCGAGAAGAGCGGCCGGCUUCUCCUGCGUCUCUUUCCGGAACUCACGGGGGCUGGGCCUGGGGACUCUUGGGCGGCGAGAAAGGCGCGCGACACCGGCUGCUGUUCGGGGCCAAGAGGCCGGGCGACGCCGGGGCUCGCGCCCGCGAGGCCGAGGAGGCGCAUGCAGGCAAAUCGGACGCGUGCGGCCAGGCCGAGGUCGCGCCAGAGGCCCUGCCGGUCUUCGCGGCCUCCUACGCGAACUCCCUGUCUCUAGGCUACGGCGGUGUUUCUCGCGAGAAGACCUUGCUUGCAGACAUUUUUUUUUCUGGUGAAGAUGCGGACGGAGGCGACACAGGCGCACGCAGAGAGAGGAGAAGAUGUCCGGGAGACGAAGGCGCCACAGAGGUUUGGGUCGUCGGACUCGAGGGCCUCGUCGUCGUUCGUCUUCGCUCGUGGCUGGAGAUUAUCGAGGAGCUUUUGGAGGGAGGCAGAGGCCUCGAGGUUCUCUCUGUGAUCAAGUGUCUCUACGACGGUCGUCUGCCUCCGCUCUGCUCGUUUUCUUCGAACUUUCUCGUUCGGAAGCAGGCUGCCGCUCUCUCUUUCUUGGCGUCGUCGCUUCUUCGCUCCUUCUGUCUCUCCACCUUGAGGAACCGGCGCAUUCUCUCCUCUCUCCUCCUUUCUCUCCUUCCUUCUCUCUCCCCUUUCCUCCCGUCUUCAGAGGCAGCUUCCCUCGCGUCUCCUCCGGGCGACCUUCUGUGGCUGGCGCUGGUGCGUCUUCUCGCCUUCUGCGCCUUCGAGCUGACGGUGAAACUCCAGCUGUAUCCGCUGCUCAACGGCGUGAUGUUUCGUUCCUUCUGGAAGCUUCUGGAUGAACUGGACGGCGCCGACGAGCGCGGGUCUCCCCAAGACGGCUCCGCAAGCAAAGACGAACCGAGCGAUGCGGCGUCUCUUCUUCCUCCCGGUGUCUCUCUUGGCGACAGUCUUCGACAAAUCUUCUUCUCUCUCCUCGUCCGGUACCUGGUCCUCGGCAAACUCCCGCCCGGCGCUCUCGACCCGGGGGUCUUCACAUCUCUCUUCCCGCACUUCGAGGCUCAGCUUGAGCUCGCUGUUCAAGCCUUAGAGCGCGACGAGGACGCAGAAGAGACACAGAAAGCUCUGGAAGCAGAAGACGGCAAACGGGGCGACAGAAACGAAGGCGACACAGACGUAAAAGACAGAACAGACGUCGAGAGGAAGGAAGAGAAGGACGGCGAGGGCCGCGAGGACGAAGAAGCUGGAAAAGGCAGGCCUUUCCCCAGUCGCCUGCUGUGGGCCCUGACGAGACUUGUGGGGGCGGAUGCGGCAGCGGAAGAGAGUCUUCUUGCUUCUCUGUUGGAAGUGGAGAGAGCCGGGAGACUUUCGGGGAGUCUACAAACUGGAGACAGAACAAGAGAAGUGCUCGAGAUGAAAGACGGCGAAGGUCCACGCGCCACUGAACAGGAAAACGGUACCUCACGCAUGCAACUGGCUACCGAUGAAGGUCACGCGUGCAGAGAGCGGUUCUCCCUCCUGCCUCAGCUGUACGUACACCUCACUGAAGCGGAGGGUCCAGCGAACGGGAAGGCCAGGCCCGCCGGGCGAAGGGUGGAGCAGCGGCUCAGACGAAAUUUGCUAAAGUAUCGCCUCCUUCGGCAGCUUCUUCAGUUCGUGCUCAUGCGUCUCUUUGGGGUUCCAAUGAGACAGCAAGUAGACGAAAUUCCUGCUGACGGCAAAGAAGUGGAGGGCGCCUUUCUCUGCGACGAGUCCGCCGAAGGAGAACUCCCUGCCGAAGGCGCGAAUCUUGCCGGCGCAGUCGACCUCCUCCAGGUUCUCCAGCUCGUGUCUGUACACCGCAUGUGGCUUGGUGUAUGUUUGACCUACAGCAGAGCCUUUGCGGAUUUCCGCACACCGGUCGAGCUGCUGAUGGGCGACGCGUAUCGCCUGCAACACGUGAUCUUCAAGAAGUUCAUUCUUUGGCUUCAGACAGCUUUGUCGUCCUCUUCUGCGGCUUCUGGAACGAGCGAGAAACCGCAGGGCGAGGCCACGGAUCUCGGACCUGGAGACAAUUCGGCGGCGUGUGUGGGGUCCGUGGGGGCGCUUCCCCUCUUUGUCCCUCCGAGGGAUGUUGCAAAUCUCCGCGCGACUCGCGAGUUGUUUUUUUUCCUUUACUCGGUGUCUCUGGAUCUGCCGUAUCCGCUGCAUGCAGGUGGAAGUCGCAGAGCGUCUUCCUUUCUUGUCGCCUCCGACCCUGUGUUGAAUGCUAACCAACUUCCCUCUGGGCCUCAGCCUGUGUCCUGCGCAGAGAAGCGCGCUGUCGACCUCCUUUGGCGAGAAGGCAGCUGCUGCGGCCUCGUCCACCAGGUGUACGUACAGCGCGCGGCAGGGCCCGCGACGCCUCCUUUUCACCGGCAGGCUUUCUCUCCCGGCCUCUGCAGCGUUCUUGAGUACGUGUUUCGGCGGCCCUCGGUGACAUACGAGUCUCUAAAGAGACGCCUAGAUUUUCUUUUCUCGACGCCUUCUAGCGGCCGCCCCGUCCACCGCGUAGCUGUCGAGGCAGAGGGCGAAGAACCGCAACAGCUGGAGCCUCCGGGGUGGGCCUCGCCGCAGAUUUUCAAGCGGCUUUUCAUGAUGGCUCCCCGCAUGGUCUUCCAGCUCUUCUCUGCGCUUCUCCUCGCCCAUGCAGCGAGCCGACCUGCCUCGCCUGCGGCUCUAGGGCUCUCUGACUCUGCCUCUCACGCUCACUCUGCAGAGGACGAACCGCGUAGGGAAGGCGAGCGCGAUAACGGAGAGAAAGAGGAUGACACUCUCUCUCUGAUAAAUUUGCUUCUGCCGGCUGCUGCAGACUGUAUCGUGGACGCUGCAGCUCAGCAUAAGGCAUACGCGGCGGCCCUCGAUUCCCUCGCAGCAGUGCACACAGGCCCAGCCAAAGGCGACAGAGGCGCUGCGCGUCUGUCGUCUUCUGGAGCUUCUUGUUUGCCGUCCGGUGGAGGUUUCUCGCUCGCGUCUCCGUUUGCGAAAGGAGUGGCGUCUCUGAGGCAGCUGACUGACGAGCUGCGGGAGACGGUACGCGAGAUGCACGGCGUUCUGUGGAGGUUGUUGCUUGUCGGAUUCUUCGCUAUGCGUGGCUGGCUGCCUCCUGUCUCUUCUCUGCGGCGCGCGCUUCUCCGCUUUCUCGUAUUUGACAUCCCCCCGACUCUGUCGCUCCUGCGACUUCUGGUCAGCCAGCCCCUCGCCGAGCUAGAGGAGAAGCAACUGUCUUCCCUGCUUCUCACGACGCCUGAACGUAGCGACACCGUUUCGCCAGACGUCCGGCCAGACCCAGACUCUCUCCAAGACCCACACAGAGCUUCUUCCUCUUCGUCUCCCCCCUGUUCUCCCUCUUAUUCUUCUUGUUCGCGCUGCGGCUCUUGGAGCGCUUGGGAUCGAGAGACGGUGCUCCUGGCCGUGUUGAAUCGCGAGGCUGAAGAGGCCCAGCAGUGGGCGCGUCGCUGGAGAGAGGACGAGGGGCGAGAGGUCCGGAGAGCGUUGCGGCUCUACGCGAGCGACAAGGAGCUUCUGGCCUCUCGGGGAUUCCUCCGAGCUGCUGCUUUUCUCUACGAAGCUGAGAGAGACUACGACAGAUCGCUCGGCCUCUGGAUCCGCGCUGGAGCCCUACGGCCUGGAGCGGCCGGCGCGGAGUCCCCGCAGGGCCCCAGCGACGCCGUGGGCCGAGGAGGAGACACCGGAGAGAGAGGCGAUUCAGAUGGGGGUCGAGGCUCACACGAGGCAGAUUCGCCGCGCCAGAAGGGGGAGGGGCCAGACGAGGAAGGCGCGUUCGUCUACAUCCGUGCACUGCUUUGGGGGGCGAUUCCGUCGACCUCUGCGCUUCUCUCCAGAGACGAGAGAGAGAUGGAAAAGGGUGGAGACUCCAGCUUGAAGUGGCGCGUCGUCCUGCUCGACCUCCGCCGCUUCCUCCACGCAGUGUCUAGACACCUCCCGCAGCUCGUCGAGCUGAACUGCACAAAGAGUGCUCGGCUUAUAUGUGAGAUCUUCAGGGUGCAGCAGGCGCUCUCGGAGGCGGAGGCACGGGGUCCCGAGGGAGUGACGAGCGAGAAGGGGAAAGCGGCUUUCUCCGUCGAGGCCGGCCCUGCACUCUUUCGAAGUCCCAGUGCGAUCGUAGAUCUUCUCGACGCGCAUCCGAAACUCCAGCUGCAGUUCUUGGAGGCACUGAUGAGUCAGAGCGAGGAAGAGCCGACAAGCAGCUCUGGGAGCAGUUCCUUCUUCGUCUCGCUCGCAGAGCACAGAAGCUUCGUCCACAGCCAACUCGUACGAUACAUUCGCCUCCUUUGCCAGCUCGAGCCUCGGCGCGUGUGCCUCGUCCUGCAGCAGCAGGAGCGUCUGCCUCUCGCUGCCUGUCUCCGCGUCUGCGAGGAAUUUCAAGUUCUCGAUGCAUGCGCCUACCUCCUAGAGCGCACAGGCGACUUCCAGGGCAUUGUUCGCCUGUUCCAGCAGUCGUUUGCCCGAGGCUUGGACCGACUCCGGUCGCUCUUCCUCACUCCCGACUUUAGCAUUCUGCCGCUGCUGCGUGCUCUACUUCCUCGGUACCCUCCUAGUCACCCGAUCCACGGCCUCGCGAGUGCGUUCGGCGAGGACGGAAGAGCGUCUUCUCUCUUUCGCUCUUCCUCCGGUGCUGACGAAGACGGCCGAUGCUACCUCGCUCUUCACUCUUCGAGCAACGAAUCGGAGAAGUCCGGCGCGCGACUGCGAGCCGGAGCUGUGCAUGCAGCGCAUCCCGGCCUCGCCGACGCAGACAGGCUCCUGCCGAUGUUGCUGCCUUCAGGCGUCCGCGUCUCGCGUGGGGAGGACGUACACCCGGUCUUCGCACCCGCGCGCGAGGGUCCACCCGAGGAGCUCGCAGAUCUUCUUCCUUCUGUCUCUCGAGGACAUGGUGGCGAGGAGGGGGGACGCGCCUCGGUGGCUCCAGGCGCUGCUGGGGUGUACAGACGGGAGAGCGACGCGCGAAAGCGGGAGGCGAGGGUCCCGCAGGCUUUCGCCUUCGACGAGGAGCCGGGCAGACAGUCCUUCUGGUGGAGCGACAUGGAGGAUGUGGGGAGUCUGUUCGAACUCGUCGAAACCGCGAACUGGGUCAGCAGCCGGAACGCUCAUCUUCUCCAGAAGCAGCAACUCGAGGAUCUGUGGUUCGGUCUCCUCACUCUCGUCGUCCACGCACAACAGGCGUUUCCUCAACUUCUGAACUCGACGUCUUCUGCUUCUUCGUCGGAUGCUUCCGGUUCUGUCUCGACACUGCAGGGUGUCUCCGAAGCUGUUGAGCGGAGAGCAGAGCGAGGAGGCGCGGGAGCAGGCAGAGGGAAGGAUCGCAGGAAGGGGAUGCGCAAGACGCUCCGAGGCCUCCUCUACGAACUCGUUCUCUCUGAGCUCCUCUCGGCUAUUCUUCAUGCAGGCGUGAUGACUAUCGCCUCUUUGCCCGAAACGCUCAAGCGAAUCACCAAGACGCACCGGCACAUUCAACUCGCGGUCUUCAAGCGUCCUCUCGCGAGUAUGUUGAGUGGUUUGUCGUAUCAACAGACUUUGUUGGACGCGUAUUCUUCUUUAGCGAAUGCAGACACUUCGGCGUUGUUUAGCCGCGUGGAAGCCUCUCGCCGGCGGGGGAUUGUGAUCAAAGUUGUCUCUGCAGGCAACGCGGUCUCCUCUGCGCAUGCGACCUUGACCUGCUCUGCUUGUCACGGGCAUCUGCUGCUGCCUCCGCCGCCGGGGGUGCAUGCAUCGCUGCUCGCGAGCCGAGCUUCACGGUCGCUGACGUCUUCUCGGUUUUCCAGAAAGACGCUGCUUCAGGCCUCAGGAGCUGGCGGCGCGCAGGCCUACUAUGCGGCGACCUCCCGUGGCGACGGCGGGGAGCGGGUCUUCUGUCGGUCGCCAGAGAAAGAUCGACAGAGCGACCGACAAAGGAGCGCCAUCGCGGCCUUUCCCUGCGGUCAUCUCUUCCACUUUGCCUGUCUCCAGGAAGGCGACAAUCCUCUCGAAAUUUCUCCAUGCAGUGCGUGCGUCGCUCUCGACUUGGGCCUCGGGUGGUCGGCGCGAGACCCGCACCGAGCUCGGCUGUCCGCCAGAGGAACGUUCGAAGAGUGAAGAGCGUCGACGAAUCAAACGACUUUGCCCCAGGUGUGGGUCGAGUUGGGCAAGGUCAAUUCUUCUCGUUUUCCUCCCAAGAGACGCGGCGAAUCAGAGCAGCACUGAGAAGACAAAGGAGAGCUACACAGGGAAAAGGAGACGUCCAGGAGAACACGAGGCAGAGGGAACAGCGAGAGCGAACCAGCGAUAGGAAGCCGCAAGCUGCACAAGACAGAUCGAGAGGGCGGACAGGAAGUUGAGGCGAACAAGGGAGAGAAAUCCAAGAGUGGGGGAGAGCAAGAGAGAGCAAGAGAGAGAGAGGGACAUGAGCGAGGAAAAGAGACGGAAAACAUGAUGUGUAGGAGAUCAAGAGAAAAGGAGAAACAAGGGAGAAGCGUGAGCGAGAGAUGUACCUCCAAGUGCAUAUUUUUCGAAAUAGAUGUUCGAAAUCGAUGUUUCCAGACGUAUCUGUGGGAAGAACGGCUCGGAUGGAGCAAAGGCGUACGCAGUUUGAAUUUAGUGAGCAAAAGAAGAAAAGGAACGGAAAAUGGAGUUUUUGCUCGGCCGCCCGUAGGUUCGCUCGAGUGUCCAUACACCCCCGACGUGGGACAGAAACCGAAAGUCUCUCGCUGUGGGCGAGGGCGCCUGUACAUCUUGUGCUUGCAAGCUGAAGCGUUUCUUCUUCAGGGUCCAACUGACCGCGCAAGACGCCGACUAGUAUCUCUAACGCAUCCUUUCUGACUGGGUGUCUCCGUUACCUUUCUCGCGAUCCUUGUUUCUGGUCCCGAGAAAGUCAGGGCGCCCAGGCCCAGGUGGAUCCCGAGCGUGCUGUCUCACCUCCGGAAAUCUUUCCUGCGUCUAGUGCUCCUUUCUCCACUACCACGAAAUGCAUGCAUCAACGCAGUAAUUCUUAAGAUGUGGUACUCGCAUAAAGAUGAUGUAUUUAUCUAUCUAUCUAUCUAUAUAUAUAUAUAUAUAUAUAUAUAUCCGUACUUAUGCAUGAAUACUAAAGUAGAUACUUUGUAGAGAUGCCGUGUGUUUCUAUAGAAGCUUGUAUUCGUUAUCAUGUGGAUAGACGUAAAGUCGACGGUGGGCAGCAGCUGUAGAAAGGUCUCUUUUACGUUCACCAGAUAUGUCUCUUUGCUCUGAGAUUCCUUCACUUCCGCGAGCGUCGCGAAACUUCGGCUUCUCUCGAGGAAGCAGGAUUUUCAGUUUGGAACGGGUGGUCCUUGACAAACGAGUGCCGAAGAGAAGAAUAAGAAGAGUCUCAACAGUAGCAGUAGAUUCCUUUUCCCUCUGGAAGCACGCCCCGCGGACGCGGACCCGCCUCUAAAAAAGCAUGUGUAUGCAUGCGCAUCUUCGCUGAGUCGCUUUGCCACAGAUUCCAAACCUUUCGUUCCACUGCUUCGCAACGCGCGAUCCUGCACCCGCCGCCCUUGCUGUCUUGUUGGUAGUUUUCGCUUUUUCUUCUGCUUCCUUUU
This is a messenger RNA of Toxoplasma gondii ME49, 12682 nucleotides long. RefSeq lists its product as hypothetical. Gene Ontology annotation, cellular component: HOPS complex; late endosome. Gene Ontology annotation, biological process: endosomal vesicle fusion; protein targeting to vacuole. The record is from RefSeq and is a predicted model, not a curated record. NCBI's taxonomy places the organism in Eukaryota, Apicomplexa, Conoidasida, Eucoccidiorida, Sarcocystidae. The transcript is spliced from 9 exons. The coding region runs from base 1296 to 11219 and encodes 3307 amino acids.